AUGCCGCAAUGUGAUUUGCAGUGCCCCAAUCCGUUUCCAGGCAGCGACUUCCCGAGGGCUGGCCCAUGGCGCCGUGCCACCCUUGAAGCCCUCCCCUGGCCGGUCCCAGGCGUUCAAAGCAGACGGCAGGUGCUAGCCGCGUUUCUUUUCCGAGAGCCGCAGGCAAAGUGCAAGAAGAUCAUCAAUGAUGCGUAUUUCUGUGCCAGGUCGCCAGACCUCUCCUCGAAGCCGAAGACGGAGCUGCCGCGCCCACUCGCCCGCGCCUUCGCCGAGCAGGUCGGACUUGUGGGCGAGUUCUCAAAGCAGAGCACCUUCUACUUGAAGGAGGCGUCGCAGCUGAUCGAUCGGACGCGACAUCGCCUGGCUGGGCUCCAGCACACCCUCGAGAAGGCAGACAAGGCUGGCCUGGUUGGCAGGAGACUUCCGCUUCUGCAGAAGAUGGCGGCCAACGCCGCCUCAGAGGCCGCGGAGGCGAACUCUGCGGCCGCCGGCGCGAAGAGGCUGUGUGACAAGGCCAUCAAGAACGCCUCAUCGGGGCCUCUCAAGGAGGCCGAAGAGCAGGGCAAGGACCUGGUCACCGAGCCACUCAUGGCCUCCCUGGAGGCCGUCCGUGGUCCCCGUGCGAUCGUGACGCCCUGGUCGCGCCAUGCAGCGCACCCGCCCGGCCUCUAUUGCCAGAAGGUGUGUGAGAACCGCCCAGAGCCCGACGAGCACUUCUUGUCCUGA
Molecule: messenger RNA, 726 nt
Organism: Symbiodinium natans
Lineage: Eukaryota; Dinophyceae; Suessiales; Symbiodiniaceae
Source: the annotation of a GenBank genome assembly